CGGCUCCGGUCCGUCUUUGUCGCGACCUACCUCCCGGAUUCCGGCCGCCUUCUCGGCGCUUCAUCUGAGGUACUCGAUCGAACUCAUAGUUCCUGUCCCGGCAAUUUGACGCAGGCGAUUCAGCGCGAAACUGGCGGUUCGUGCCGCGGUGGUCGGGGGCGAGCAUCGGAGCCAUGACCCAGGUCCAGAGCAGGUCCGUUCUGGCGCAGAUCCAGAGCGCGGGGAGCUUCGCAGAGCAGGCUAGCGGCCUGCGAGCGUUGAGGGACGAGAUCAUCGGCCACGUCCAGCGGAAAGAGCGAUGGAUCCGGCAGGGCGUCUUGGAGUUGCUCGUCGGGAUCCUCCAAACCAGUGGCCAGACAGCGUCGUCGCCGUUCGGUGGCAAGGAGCGCAGUCAAGCAGGGCAGUGGGCGGGCCCUCUUCCGGAUCAUGAAGCGGUGCGGUUACUUUCGCUGCAGCUCCUAGCCAGCUUCGCACAUGGCGGCGCCGCGUUCCUCGGCGCCCUUCAAGCCGUCGGCGUGAUCCCGGCCGUCCUGUCGGCAUUAUCUCCUCUCGAUAACCAUCCCCAAGUCGUCCUGGCCGCCUUGCGAGUCUUAAGGAACCUCACAACUGCCGCUCGCCUUGCACCCUCUGGCACAGACAGCACGAGCGGCUUGUCGGACUCCCUGUUCACUCCCCACACCCUCGAUGCAUUCUACGCUAUUCUCUCCCAGGGCUCGACCGAUGCCGUAGUACAAGAGCAGAAACGCCUGGUGGCGAGCCUGGUUAGCCAGCUCUGCAAGGGCCCUCUACACCAAAAUGCGCUGGCCGAGUCGGGCGUCCUGGAUGCGCUAGCUACGAUGCUGGCUAGCUUCGUCGUCGCGAGAGGCGAAGUUGUGCCAGGGGCCGAGGUGCUCGGACGAAGCGACGGUCUGGCUGGCCAAAUACCAGCUCCCGCACCCGCCGGCGCUGACUUGGCUCUGGUACUUGAAGCCCUGUCUACAAUUGUCGCCGAUUCCCGUUUCCGCUCCUGUUUGCUGCUGUGUUCGCCAGCAAUCAUGGCCGUGCUGCCGUCGGCCGAGUUCACGCCGCCGGCAACAGAGUCGAGGGCAGCUUGGAAUGCGCUAGAGAUGAACGGCUUCGGCGAUAUUCGAGCCCGAAAUCCUGGGGCGAUAGACUACCUGCUCCCGGCCGUGCCUGUUCCACAAUCCAGAUCUCAAGGGAGCCGGUUCGCCGAGUAUCCGCCGCUGGGGUUUUCCCUGUCCCGCGAGAGCCUUGCAGCUGGCGGGCGGCCGUCCACCUUCAAGUUCACGGGUUGGGACCCCAGCCGGCUCGAUCCCCCCGGCGAGGAUGCGGAGGUUGACGAGCAAGAGAGCCCUCUUAUUCCGUGGCUGAUUCAUCUCGUCCGGUCGACGGACGGCCUGGAGAGAGUCAUGGCCGCCUCCCUCGUGACCUCGCUGUUCAAGGCCGGUUUUGCGAACCCGGAGCGCGAACAGGCACUCGCUGUGCUCGUUGUCCCGCUGCUCUGCCAACUGAUCAAGGAGCACGACAAGGAAAUACCCUCGUCUGUCCAGCAGGCCGCCUCCGUCGACUCCGACACAGCCAGGCGCUGGGCGAUCCAGGAGCGGGCGGCAGAGGUCUUGGCUCGGCUCGUGGGUGAGAGCGAGACCCUUCAGAAGGCUGCCCACGAAUGCGGCGUCAUCAAACUGGCGGCCAAGCUGCUAAAGGACUCGUACGAUCCGCAGCCGGUGCAGACCCCUCCGCGCCCGUGGACACCCACGCAGCAUCCGGGCGCCGACGACGAAGAAGGGCCGCCUACCUGCCGAGUCGGACCGCCCGGCCACGUUCCAGCGUACGCCCACGUCAUCAGGAUGAGGGAGUGCUCGUUGAAACUCGUGGCCGGGAUGGCCACGCUCAGCAAUGACUACCGAGAAGCGCUCGUCAAGAACGACGUCGUAGCGUACAUUGCCGAGUCUCUAUCGCCGUGUCCCGAAAAGCCCAAGAACGGCAAAGACAGAGCGACGUCGGAGAAGGCCGCUGAGAACGGGGCGGCCGGGGACACCUCACCGUAUGGGCGAAACCCCAGUUCGGUCAUCAUGGCAGCGUGUCACGCCGUGCGAGUGCUGGCGCGACGACCGAGCAUCCUGCGGACUUCUCUGACGGACCAUGGUGUCGCCAUGCCCAUUUACAGACUGCUGCGACAUGCCGAUCCAGAGGUCCAGAUUGCAGCAUCCAGCGCGGUCAUCAACCUGGUGACGAAUUGCAGCCCCAUGGUGGAGCCCCUUCUCGAGGCCGGCAUCGUCAAGACGCUGUGCGACCACGCACACUCGCUCAACCCCGGCCUGAGACUCAACGCGCUGUGGGCGCUCAAGCACCUGGUGACUGGUCUGGAGAACGACCUCAGGAAGCAGUGUCUGGAAGAGCUUGAGCCCGGCAGGCUGGUGCAGCUCAUAAGCGACGACGCGUCAGAGGAAGAGAUUCUACAGGCGCGCACGCGCGCGGAGCGGCGGGCCACCGACGCCUUGGCCGCCGACGACGACGAGGACGAAGACAUGGAUACGGACACGCUCUACGGAGACGACGCGCAUCGGGCGUGGAGCUGGCCGGCGCUGGACCGGCUCACGUCGUCGGCGCCGACGGCAGCCCUGCGGGCGGCCCUGGCGUCGUCCGGCCGCCUCCAGCAGGCCUACGCCAAGCUCUCGGCGCUGCGCGACGCGGAGCUCAACCCGGCGCGCAAGUCGCGCAGCGACAGCCUGGCGAUCCAGGAGCAAGGGCUCGGCCUGAUCCGCAACCUGAUCAUGUCGCCGAACGUGCCGGCGCAGACGGACAUGGUGGACUACCUGUUCAGCGAGCUGGGGCAGGACCGGCUGUUCGGCAUCCUGGCCGACAAGCUCAAGGUGCGGGUGGUCGGGGCGCUCGGGCGGCGGGCGUCGCGGGGGCGCGACACGCUGGUGCUGUACCCGCAGGCGCGCGUGGUGGAGAACCUGGCGUACGUGCUGGUGCACAUCGCGGCGGGCCUGCCGCGGCACCGCCAGCUCGUCGUCGCCCAGACCGACCUGCUCAAGCUGCUCGGCGGCCACCUGAGCAGCAAGGACGCCGGCGUGCGCAAGGCCAUCUGCCAGCUCUUCAUGAACCUCAGCUGGAUGGAGAGCGACACCGACCGCGGCCCUUGGUCCCAGCGCGCCCUCGAGCUCGAGCGCAUGGGCUUCCUCGCCAAGCUCGAGGGCCUCGAGCAGGGCGACGCCGACAUGGGCGUGCGCGAGCGGGCCAAGGCCGCCGUCGCGCAGAUGAAGGCGCCGACGGCGUGAGGGGGCGGGGCUUGUUUGG
Thermothielavioides terrestris NRRL 8126 is the source of this 3303-nucleotide messenger RNA. RefSeq lists its product as uncharacterized. The transcript has 3 exons. Gene Ontology annotation, molecular function: protein binding. Gene Ontology annotation, cellular component: GID complex. NCBI's taxonomy places the organism in Eukaryota, Fungi, Ascomycota, Sordariomycetes, Sordariales, Chaetomiaceae. The record is from RefSeq and is a predicted model, not a curated record. Gene Ontology annotation, biological process: proteasome-mediated ubiquitin-dependent protein catabolic process. The coding region runs from base 174 to 3284 and encodes 1036 amino acids.